Molecule: messenger RNA, 2604 nt
Organism: Fraxinus pennsylvanica
Lineage: Eukaryota; Viridiplantae; Streptophyta; Magnoliopsida; Lamiales; Oleaceae
Source: the annotation of a GenBank genome assembly
AUGGAAAUUGAUCGUGGAAGUACGUCUCAAGAUCAAAUCACUCGGAAGCAUGGGGAAGAUAUGGAAGAAGAAGAAAAGGGGAAGUUAAACCCUAUUAUGGUGUUACUAGUGGGUGCACCCGGAAGUGGAAAAUCCACUUUCUGUGAUCACGUUAUGAAGACUUGCCCCCGGCCCUGGGCUCGCAUUUGCCAGGACACCAUUAAUAAUGGCAAGUCUGGGACAAAAAUCCAGUGUCUAGCCAGUGCAGGAAGUGCAUUAAAGGAUGGUAAAAGUGUAUUUAUAGACAGAUGCAACCUUGACAGAGAGCAACGUGCAGACUUUUUGAAGCUUGGUGGCCCUCAAGUUGAGAAGCAUGCUGUGGUGCUUGAUCUUCCUGCCAAGCUCUGUAUUUCUCGGUCUGUGAAGAGGAAUGGGCACGAGGGCAACUUACAAGGUGGGAAAGCUGCUGCAGUUGUGAAUCGGAUGCUGCAAAAGAAAGAAUUACCUAAGUUGGGCGAAGGGUUCACUCGAAUUACCUUCUGCCACGAUGAAAAGGAUGUCCAAGAAACCAUCAAUAUGUAUAUUGCCCUUGGUCCGUCAGGUUCCAUUCCCUCUGGCUGUUUUGGUCAGAAAAAUGCAGAUGCCAAAGUACAACUUGGGAUUAUGAAAUUUCUGAGAAAGGUGGAUUCACCAGGUGACGCCAGAUCUGAGGCAAAUGUCUCUCAGAAAUGCGUCCAUAAUGGAGCCUCCAAGGAGAAAGACCUUGGAAUUGAGGGCACUCAAAAUAUUUCUGUUCGAUCAGGUAAAGCUUUUGAGGAUGUGAAGGAUUGUGACAAAGUCGAAAUGACCUCUGUUGCUGACUUGUGUAGCCUUCCCACAAACGGUUGCGUUUCUACCGUUCAGAACUCUGCAGUGCCGUUUAAUUCUGCCAAGGCGACUCUUGGCCGCCACCUGGCUCGCCGUCUAGUUCAGAUUGGCGUAAGCGAUGUUUUUUCAGUCCCUGGUGACUUCAACUUGACACUACUUGACUUCCUCAUUGCUGAACCCGGGCUGAACUUGAUUGGAUGCUGCAAUGAGCUCAAUGCUGGAUACGCCGCAGACGGUUAUGCUAGGGCUCGUGGAGUCGGCGCUUGUGUUGUCACAUUUACCGUCGGUGGUUUAAGUGUUCUCAACGCGAUCGCCGGCGCAUACAGUGAGAAUCUUCCGUUGAUAUGCAUAGUAGGCGGACCCAACUCCAACGAUAAUGGUACUAACCGGAUUCUACAUCACACUAUCGGGUUGCCGGAUUUCAGCCAGGAGCUUCGCUGCUUCCAGACUGUCACUUGCUAUCAGGCGGUGGUGAAUAAUUUGGAAGAUGCUCAUGAAUCGAUAGACACGGCGAUAUCGACGGCAUUAAAGGAGAGUAAGCCGGUGUAUAUAAGUGUGAACUGUAACUUGCCGGCGAUUCCACACCCGACGUUUAGUCGGGAGCCUGCUCCAUUUAUGAUCUCUCCCAGGGUGAGUAAUAAAAUGGGAUUGGAAGCUGCGGUCGAAGCAGCGGCUGCAUUCUUGAACAAGGCUAUCAAACCAGUUAUGGUGGGUGGGCCGAAACUUCGUGUUGCCAAAGCAUGCAAUGCCUUUGUCGAAUUAGCAGAUGCUUGUGGCUAUGCUCUCGCGGUGAUGCCAUCGGCCAAAGGGCUAGUCCCCGAGCACCAUUCACAUUUCAUCGGGACUUACUGGGGCGUAGUGAGCACGGCUUUUUGUGCAGAAAUCGUGGAAUCAGCUGAUGCAUAUUUGUUCGCUGGUCCAAUCUUUAACGACUUCAGCUCGGUUGGAUAUUCUCUUCUUCUCAAGAAAGAGAAGGCGAUCAUCGUGCAGCCUGAUCGUGUUACAAUUGCUAAUGGACCUGCAUUUGGUUGUAUCCUAAUGAAGGAUUUCUUCGUUGCUCUUGCGAAGAGGCUUAAGUGUAACACGACUGCUUAUGAGAAUUACUAUAGGAUUUAUGUUGCUGAAGGACUUCCUCUCAAGUGCGAACCUAUGGAGCCAUUGAGGGUUAAUGUUCUGUUCCAGCAUAUUCAGAAGAUGUUGUCGAGUGAAACCGCUGUCAUUGCUGAGGCCGGGGACUCAUGGUUCAACUGCCAAAAACUACAACUGCCACCGGCAUGCAGGUAUGAAUUCCAAAUGCAAUAUGGAUCCAUUGGUUGGUCUGUAGGCGCAACUCUGGGUUACGCACAAGCAGUACCAGAGAAGCGAGUCAUUGCCUGCAUCGGUGAUGGUAGCUUCCAGAUGACUGCUCAGGAUGUGUCGACAAUGAUUCGAUCUGGACAGAAGUCUAUCAUCUUCUUAAUUAACAACGGUGGUUACACCAUUGAAGUAGUGAUCCACGAUGGGCCUUACAAUGUAAUCAAGAACUGGAAUUACACUGCAUUAGUAGAUGCAAUCCACAAUGGUGAAGGAAAUUGCUGGACAACUAAGGUACAAUAUGAAGAAGAACUAGUUAAAGCAAUUGAAACUGCAACCGGAGACAAGAAAGACUGCUUAUGCUUCAUCGAAGUGAUUGUUCACAAGGACGACACCAGCAAAGAGCUACUCGAAUGGGGUUCUAGGGUCUCAGCAGCGAAUAGUCGCCCUCCCAAUCCUCAGUAG